This is a messenger RNA of Zygosaccharomyces rouxii, 288 nucleotides long. RefSeq names its product Dad1p (gene DAD1). The transcript has a single exon. Gene Ontology annotation, cellular component: DASH complex; mitotic spindle; mitotic spindle pole body. The record is from RefSeq and is a predicted model, not a curated record. The coding region runs from base 1 to 288 and encodes 95 amino acids. Lineage: Eukaryota; Fungi; Ascomycota; Saccharomycetes; Saccharomycetales; Saccharomycetaceae.
AUGAAUAAUGAUACUUCAGCUAGGGAUAAAGAGGAAAAUGUACCUGUACCAACACUGAGUGCUGCUGACAAGUAUUUCAUCGAGCAACGUGAUCUAGUUUUACAAGAUAUCAACAACACGAUGGAUUCGAUUUUGAAUAAUCUCAAUUCUUUGAACAUCUCGCUAGAGAAUUCCAUCGCUGUUGGUAAAGAAUUUGAGUCAGUAGCUGAAUUGUGGAAAACAUUUUAUAACGGUUUAGAAGGUACAGAAACUGUAUCGUCAUCACAAGACGAUGAAUUAGAAAAAUAA